GGUAGAGAUUUAAGAUAUCAUUUUAAGAACAAGAAAAUAUCGGACACGCCACCAAAUGGUAUAUAAAGAGUUGACUUGUGCAUCUGCCUUCAUACUCGGUGGAGUAGUUGGAAAACUCUGUUCUAAGAAGCAAGAACUUAGCUGGAGCCUUUCCUUGUACAAGCCUGUGAGAAGCCGACAUGGAUUUCAAAGCCUUUAUUCUGUGCUUUGCAUUCUUUGUUGUUACUGUAUCAGCGUGGGCAAUUUGCAAGUGUGCAAAAGAGGAAGACGAACCUAAGGAUGCGGUAUCAAAGUACAAACUUAAAGUGAAGAAUGGAUAUACGGAACUUGAUGAAAGUAUUGAAAUCGACACCGAGAAGGAAACUGAAAAGUUCCACAUUCCAGACAAUGGCAACACCAGUGAUUCAGCCCCUGGAGAGGUCGAUGUUGUUUACGAUUUUAAGUUGAACUUGGUCAUGCACAGAUUGUCCAAUCAGAAGGCUUGUUUCCUGAGCAACUUCACUGACAAUAUGCCGAAGCCUGCCGACCUCAAGAAACUUCUUGAUAUGGGCUCUUCACAGAAAAAGCCUGAAAAUAGAAAGUACGACUAUGUAGUUGAUGGCGCUGUUAAUGAUCGCUCGUUUCUGAGUGAUGAAAUGGCUGACCUGUGUUCCAAGCUGCCUAUCUAUCGCGUCAAGACUGUACUGGCGGAGGAACCUCCGAAACGACAAAAGCGCCGAACCUGUUGGUAUCGAGUAACAAAAAUCACAAUCUGCAAUGGUAACGGUUGCCUUAUAAUAAGGAUUUAUAGGUUGAUAGGAUGCUGGUGAACAAAACCUCCUGACUCACUUGUAUAACCGCAAGAUAUUUUGAAGGUGGCUAGUGACAGGUCUCAUAGUAAUUGUGUUCCUCAUUUAGUGUUACUUUCAAGUCUUUAACUUCAGAGAGCAUCAUUUGAUUGGAACUUCGGUGCCCUUAAUUUUGUUUCGCAGAAACGGUUUUAGAUUCCUUACGGAGUAAAUAUAGUUUAAAUCUUGAAAGCCAUUACAAAAUAAGAGCAAUCAGAGUAACUGAUGACCUGGAUUACUGUUGCAACUAACCAUGAGAACAUCAUGCAGAAACUGAGAAACGAGUUUUGUCAAAAUAAAAACUUGAAACAACUAACGAUGCUUUUAGUCCCAGACUGAUGCGAAAUGUUCUUUCCAGGUUCAUCGCAAAACUAAGAAUCGAUCUUUUUAAUCUAUACAGAGUAAUUAACUCGCUGCUUCAAAUCAUGUUUUCUGUUUAGUUGCGCGUGUAAGGUCCGUUAAGUAGCAAAAUUAUAAACGAAAAGAUUUUUCGAAGAAGUUUUUGAUUUUAAUGUGUGGAAUAAACAGUUGUAAAGGAAGUAGCUAUAAAUAAAGCCACUUGCUUGGGGAA
Molecule: messenger RNA, 1398 nt
Organism: Orbicella faveolata
Lineage: Eukaryota; Metazoa; Cnidaria; Anthozoa; Scleractinia; Merulinidae
Source: RefSeq, a predicted model, not a curated record